This is a messenger RNA of Mytilus trossulus (common blue mussel), 546 nucleotides long. Its product is annotated as perlucin-like protein. The transcript is spliced from 5 exons. The coding region runs from base 1 to 546 and encodes 181 amino acids. NCBI's taxonomy places the organism in Eukaryota, Metazoa, Mollusca, Bivalvia, Mytilida, Mytilidae. The record is from RefSeq and is a predicted model, not a curated record.
AUGGGGAUGGGUUUUUUGGAAAUGAAAAAUCUGGCUCUUUUUGAACAUUCUUAUUUCUGUAAGGAUACAUGCAUAAUAAUUUUUAUUUCAGUAUUGUCUUCAUGUCCUACUAGUUGGAGUCAUUAUGAAGACAAGUGUUUCUUUCUAAGCCGUGACAACGAGACAUUUGCCGAUUCACUGAGUCUAUGUGAAGUGAUUGGGCGCCAGUAUGGUAGAUCGGCAUCAUUAGCUACCGUUGAUGAUGCAAAAACACAACAGUUUCUUACAGAUUUAAUGAUCAAAAUAAAUUCCAUUGGAAUGUACAUAGGAUUAAAUGACCUUGUAACUGAAGGGGAAUUUCACUGGAUAGCAAACGGCAAGCAGGCAACAUACUUUAACUGGGGACCUACCCAGCCAAACAACAGAGGGGGAAACGAGAACUGUGUAGCUAUGAGAGUUGAUCCAGUUAUAGGCUUCAAUUACUCUUGGACAGAUGGUCCUUGUACAGUACCAACUACCUACAUUUGUGAAAUGGUGGCAGCAGAUAUUGAAAAUCUUCUUGGAUAG